Molecule: messenger RNA, 1363 nt
Organism: Geodia barretti
Lineage: Eukaryota; Metazoa; Porifera; Demospongiae; Tetractinellida; Geodiidae
Source: the annotation of a GenBank genome assembly
GAGCCUCCAUAAGUGAAUAAGAAUUUAUAUAUGGCUAUAAUACUAGGCGUUAAUGUUAUAUACAUCAAUUUCUGCUAAGGAGAUACCCAUGGCAUCCAAAGGGUGGUGGUGUCCAUCACAUUGUGAUCACACAUUUUCCUACUAUAUACAGUGUGUAUGUACAUACUGUAUGUGUCUCUCUCUUGAUUUAUUCCCUCUCCCCCUCUCUUUAUCUCUUUAUUGCCUUCUUGCCUUCUCUCUCUCCUUCCCCUCUCCCCUCCUGCACCCAGAACUUCCCUACAACGACUACUUCGAGUACUAUGGACCAGACUUCAAACUCCACAUCAGUCCCACCAACAUGACCAAUCAGAACACACCUGAAUACCUCAACAAGAUCAAAGCUCGACUGUUUGAGAACCUGAGACCCAUUCCUCAUGCUCCCAGUGUCCCCAUGCAAUCCAUCCCAGAGGACAUGAUCCAGGACCCAGAACCAACUGAGGAUGAUCCUGACGAGAGGAUUCCACAGCAUGUCCAGGACAAGAUGAUAGCCAGAGAAGAGGAUCUCUCUGACAGCGAGGACGAGGGAGACGGCCGACGCAACGAGAGUGUCGGUCACCACGACAACAAACGAUUGCGUCUGGCCGACGAGGGGGGAGACAAUAAGGCCCCUGCCGUUAACAAAAUAACUACAGGUGGAGGGAGCAUCCAGAGUCCCGUACCCCCGGAGCCAUCUCCCAUCACCCCCAGUCCUCUGGUCACACCACACAGCCAGGAGAGUAAGGCUGAGACUGCCCAGGAGAAGACUGCCAAGUCAGCCAGCCCGGGACCAGAGGCUGCAGACUCCAGUGAGGCCAAACCUGAGAAAGAAGGUCCUGCCACGAUGGGAGAGACGGUGGAAGAGGGAGACGAGGGGGAGAUGACAGGGGUGGGGGAGGAGGAGGGGGGAGGAGGGAAGGGGAAGGAAGAGAGGGAGGGGGGAGAGGGAGAGAGGGCCAAACCAAUGGAGGAAACUGGGGAGCAGGCUCAGACAAGUCCCCAGCCAGAAGGUGACUCAGCCCAGCAACAAGCCACACCCACCUCGUCAGAGGAGCCAAUGGAACACUGACACUGUGUCUCGUGCUAUGUGUUUUCAGACUCUCUCACUUCACAUAGUGUCUGACUGUGUACAACCUUAUUCUGUCUUACACCUACAUACAAAUCUGACUUUGAUGUAAUAAUCUUUGGACAACACUUACGUACUGAUUCAUGGUAGCUAAUUACAUGCUGGUUUGUUGAAGUUGCCUAUAUCCUUUCUGUGUAUUUAUUAAUUUUUCCUGAGACACGUGCGCUGCUAUUGACCCUAGGUGCGCAUGCAGCGAGGGGUACGGGACUUGGUUCGUGAGCG